Molecule: messenger RNA, 464 nt
Organism: Bursaphelenchus okinawaensis
Lineage: Eukaryota; Metazoa; Nematoda; Chromadorea; Rhabditida; Aphelenchoididae
Source: the annotation of a GenBank genome assembly
AUGCAGCGUCAUGUAGUUUUCAUGAAGAUUUUGGCCGAAAAAUCAAAAUUCGAGCCCUCUAACUUUGAUGUUGUUCCACUGAUUGUUGAACUGGUGUGUAUUGGUAAGUAAAUUACUAUUUUUCUUGCGAUUUUAGGUAUCACCUAUCUUAUAGUAGGUGUGAAGCUACUUUUGAAGACGUUUUGAAAAAAAACCUUUGCAUAACCUUAACAAUCAUAAAAUACCUUUAAAUCUUUUCAGUAAUGGCAGUGGUAUCGUUCGGAAUCUUCGAACUUCUGUAUCGUCAAGGCAUUUUCUUCAAGGAGGAUUCGGAAGGCCCGACCAAGAUUCACAUGCAGCAUUUGCAAGAAUACAAGAAGCAAGAAGAUAAGUUUUUGUCCGAAGGCGGUCAAGCCAAUCCAGUCCGGCAGCGUGAACGAAAAGUUGAAGUCAAAACCAAAACUGAAGCCGUUGCAGUUCAAUAA